CCACGCAGCUGUCAUCCCCCUUCCUUCCAGCGCAUAGCACACGCACAGCCGCCCCUUCUCUUUUUCUUCUUCCUUCCCCUCUUCUCUUCUUCCUGGCGUGUAGAGUAGAGUCCAUCAUAUCUCUUCCGAGGUAGAGCGGGGCGGGUUAUGGAAGGACAUCUCUCCAACACUUGGAAACCGAUCGAGAGGAGGAGAGAGCAGGGGCAGUUACCGCGCCGGAUCGGACCGAACCGGCCCGGCCAGAAGGAACACUAACUGCCCACGCCCGGGUAAUAAGGGUCCGAAGAGAGUCCAGGCUGAUAUCUUGUUCCAUCCCGGCAAGACUUGGAGAGUCCCCAAGACCAAAUAGGAAGGAGCGAGUCUUCUCUACACGCGCGCGGCGUCGUGCGGUUGCGUCCUACCUUGCUGCUGCUACAAGACAUGGCGUCGGCGCCGGCUCCGUCGUCGUCUUCCUCCUCGCCCGCCGCCGGCGGGUCGUCGUCGUCGCCGGCCCAGGCGCCGGGGACAGGAGGAGGAGGUGGCGGCGGGGUGCCGUACCACCGGUCGCGGUUCGGCGACACGACGCUGACCAAGGUGUUCGUGGGCGGGCUGGCGUGGGAGACGGCCUCCGCGGGCCUGCACGACCACUUCCGGGACUACGGCGAGAUCCUCGAGGCCGUCGUCAUCACCGAUCGCGACACCGGAAGAUCCAAGGGAUACGGAUUCGUGACGUUCCGGGACCCGGAGUCGGCGCGGCAGGCGGUGCAGGACCCCAACCCGAUGAUCGCCGGCCGCCGCGCCAACUGCAACAUUGCGUCCAUGGGCCCGCCGCGCCCGUCGCCGUCGCCGCAGCGAGGAGGGAGGACCCAGCGUGGGCCCCACUUGCCGGAUCAGCAGCCCCCGGGCCCGCCGGCGUACGUGGGCGGCGGCAGGAUGCAGUCGCAGCACGGCCACCAGCAGAUGCCCACCCAGCCUCAGGCCAUGUUCUACCACCCUUCGCAGUACGGGUAUUGGUACCCACCUGAUUAUCCAUACAACCAGGCCUACUACAAUCCUCAAGUGCAACAGUACUUCUCGCAGUUAUAUGGUCAAACCUCUCCUUCAUCAACACCCUACCCGUACCUAGGGUACAUGCCUAGUGGCCAGAAUCCAAGGGCCAGUGGCUUUUCGCUGAUGCAGCAGGCUGGGCGCCCACCGUUCUUUCAGCAGCCGAUGGCGCAGCAGAGCGAGGGUUCUUUCCAGUCUGCACCUUCGCUCCCUCCUAAUUUCAGACUCCAGCUGCCUGCUCGUGCAAUCUCAAGGCAGUCUGAUGAUGUAUCCGAUUCUCAACCUACACAGACUAUCUCUGCAACCGAGGCUACAAGCGAAGAUAACCAUGAAGUGUCAACGGCUGUUGAAACAUCAAAUUCAGACCAAAACACCUCAAAUUGACCUGCCGAAGUGAAACCUGUGCCAAAGUGAUCUGAUGUCGAUCUGGAGAGGACUGUUGGUGGUCCGUAAAGGAGCACCAAAAUACUCACUUGACUGAAAAAUAGCAUCCAAAUAUUUGUUCUUUCAUUAAUUCUGAUUCUUUUCCAAUUUCUGUAAUGCAUUUAUUUGGUGAAACCAUUGUACGGCGAAACUGAAUUUCACGUCAGGAAAUGGAAUUUACCACAAUAA
Lolium perenne is the source of this 1638-nucleotide messenger RNA. RefSeq lists its product as uncharacterized. NCBI's taxonomy places the organism in Eukaryota, Viridiplantae, Streptophyta, Magnoliopsida, Poales, Poaceae. The record is from RefSeq and is a predicted model, not a curated record. Gene Ontology annotation, molecular function: RNA binding.